AUGGAUUCAAUUGAUGACCUCACUUGUAAAUUAGGCUCUCCAAUUUCAGAUUAAUAAACAAAUGAUACAUUAUCACCAAUUCAACUGAGAACAAUUGAUAUAUUGUCUGAUUUAAAAAAAUCAAUUGACAACAACAAUAAACUACAUUUUGCUUUUAAAGAUUAAGUUUACUACUUCUAUCAAAUGAUGAGGAAUAUGACAAUAAAGGAAAAUUAUAGUUAUUAGAUAGCUUCCAUAAUCUUUUUGAGUGAGUACUAAGAUAGCUCUUCAUAAAAAGUAGAGAAUGUCAAAUAAAUACUGUAAGAGUGUACUAAUUUAAAUCUAAAAACCUACUUUAUAAUAUUAAAUAAUAAUAAUCGUAAACCAAUUCUAAAGGAACUAAGAUAACUAGUUGUGCAAUUUCCAUGUAGUUUGAGAGUUAUAGAUACUGAGAUUUAAAAUGUAGAUCAGGAAUUAGAGAGGAUUACUCAGCAAUUAAGAAUAGGAUCAUUUGAUACUAGACUGUUCGUUCACAUCUCAACAAACAAAGCGAUGAAAACCUACCUUGAUGUGUUAAUAGACUCUCUGUAAAAAUUUGAGGAAGGAUUGACUUAAAAUGAUAGAGUAUAUUGGUCUUCAUGCAAAACAAUUCAAAAGUUUACUGCAGUAGAAAUUUAUGAAGAUGAUGAAUAAGAUAUGAGGAAGACAGGGAAGGAAAACAAAAGAAAAGUAAUAUUAUAUGGUUUUACCCUGUUGGUAAUUCUCACAAUAAUUUGUUAUUUAUUAUACGUUGUAAUCAUAACGUUUAUUUAAUGA
Molecule: messenger RNA, 795 nt
Organism: Paramecium tetraurelia
Lineage: Eukaryota; Ciliophora; Oligohymenophorea; Peniculida; Parameciidae
Exons: 1
Source: RefSeq, a predicted model, not a curated record